Caenorhabditis auriculariae is the source of this 4212-nucleotide messenger RNA. The record is from the annotation of a GenBank genome assembly. Lineage: Eukaryota; Metazoa; Nematoda; Chromadorea; Rhabditida; Rhabditidae.
AUGGAAGGAAAUCCUACAAAUGAUCGAACUGUUGGAAGUCCACGACAAAAGGAAUAUGUCGAUAAAUUUUCAACCCCGUUGCAGGUUUGUAUCAAAACGCGUGAGAAUGGUUUACUAGGCAAAACGGUCGCGAAACGGGUUUUUACAUCUGACGAAUUCUUGGCAUCCGUGAACGAGAAUUUUUUUAAGAUGGUUAUUUCUGAUUUUUUCAAUAAUUUUCAAGUAGUAUUUUUGAAAAUUGGGACCGGUUUUUAGACUUUUGAUACCUGAGUGCGCCAAAUAAUCGGGUUGAAGUUUUUCUAAAGAGCUUUUGUAAGCCUCAAUAGUUGGAUAAUGGUUCAAGCGCUGCGUACGCUAGCUUCGACCAGAGAACGUAUGCAAUAAAACGGAAAAUGAUUUACCGCCAUUUUUCUGAAACUCGAAAAUGGCUACAAUUAGUCUUCUUAGACUGGUAUUCUCCCUUCUUUAUAAAGAUAAAUCCGAAUCUUCUUAUAAAGCUUUAUUGCACCAGAAAAAGUUGAAAUCAAUGAUAUCCUAGCGAGUUUCAGGCAUUUUAUAUUUUCGGGAAUGACAAAAACUCAUUUACCACUUUAUUUCAUACGGCCUCAAAGUGCAUAAGUGCAUAGGCGGGCACAAGAGUAAGUUAGAGAAAUCGAUUGAGUAGUCCGGCGCCUCAUCACUCCCUCCUCCCUCUUUUGCGCCAAAGGCGCGUCGUGUGUGAAGCCUGAUGAAGGCUGCCAAAGCAAAAAAAAAAAGACGCGAUGCCUGCUUCUCCGCCAAAGUAACGUGUGUUCUCCGUUUCAUCGAGUCACGUGAUCAUUUUCAAACAUUUCGAGCCAGUCUUGAACUCGCUGCAUUCUGUCAUAAAAAAAGUCGAAAGCUAUUUAGUGUUUCAAUAUCAAUUCUUCGAAAAAAAAAGGUGUGGAAAAAUUUACUUACUUUCAGGUAGUGCUUCUCGCUUUUCUCGUUUUUCUCGGUAUUGUAGCGUAUAAGGAACCUCCUAUGAAUGAAACUAAACACGCAUGUAUAGAGAGGCAAUACAAAGAAAUCGCUGGCCAAUGCAAGUACUUUCUCAACUCGACGCCUCGGUGUGAUUUGGACUGUUGGUUUUGAUUUCAGUGAUUUUUUGAUGGUACGACAAAAUCUCAAGUCCGCAAAUCUCGAGGACCGUAAUCUUGUGUACGCAGAUCUAAAGUCCCAUAAUCUUGGAAACCAAAAUCUUGGAAACCACAAUCUUGGAAAGCAAAAAUCUUCUCUUUUAGUCUUCUUUAAUGCACUCUAUCUACUUAUACUCUCUUGUUUGAAUCACCGAAUACAAUUUCUGAAAAAAUCUAUUCGCAAAAGCGUUGGUUUUUGCUUUCCAAGAUUGAGGUUUCCAAGAUUUUGGUCUCCAAGAUUAUGGGACUUUGGAUGUGCGUACACAAGAUUACGGUUCUCGAGAUUUGCGGACUUGAGAUUUUGUCGUACCAUCGAUUUUUUUGAUCCAAAAGAUUCUAUUUGAAUUUCAAACCUGAACUUUUUUAAGUGGACGAUGGCAUUUUGUUGACGCACAACCUUCGAGAGUGCUGCAUGUACCCUUUGAGAUGUAAUCCUCGCAAUUCAUUCGACGCAUUCUGCACCGCAAAGGGAACUUCUGACGAGAAAAAAUGCGAAAAUCCGGUGCGUUAUUCGACAAUUUUGAAAUAAAUUUGGAAACCAUGUAUAUGUAAUUUCAUUCCAGAUGCCAGAAAAUGGGACAAGUGAAGUGGUGUACGCGAUACGAAGGGCGAUGAUGGAGGAUGAAACUGAAACUGGGCAAAGAGUCUUCAGCGCGGAACCCAUGACAAGCCAGGAACAAAGCCUGUUUUUCAAUUUCGAUGAGGCGAUUCACGGAAAAGACAUCGACGACUUACUGGAGUUGAUGACCCCUACCGCGUUAAUAGUCUACAAUGACCAAGUUGUUGUCAGUCCAAGUUAGUUACAAUUUUUUCAAAGCAACGCUCUUUAUUUUUCCUUCGCCAAUUUUUUCCAUUUUCGAAUAAAAUUCAUUCUAUUCGGUAAAAACUCAUCAUUAGAUUUUUAUCAAGAGUAAGUUUUAGGGGGAGCAAAAUCUUCAAACUAAUUUUUUUUUCUCGUCAUCAAUUUAUUCUCCCAUUUUCAAAUAUAUGAAAAAACUUAAAUAAUUAUUUUCAUGAAGUUUUCAGGGUACAUGAGUCAAAUACUCGAUAGAGUGGCAUGGUCCCGAACGAUAAAUUACGUUAGUUUUUUCCCGAAAAUUCUCAAGAAAAUUGGGCUUUUAAGUUUAUGAUUCAAGUUGUACACAAACCGGAUUACGGGAGCCAACACGUCUUUUUCAAAGGAACUAUGUGCACUGUGGAUCGCCAUUGUUCUGACAUAGAUUUGACCUUCAAAUUGGUACAGUCAUUCUCUAUUAUGCUGACCAGGAGUCUCAACGGGUGCACCCGUAUUAUAUAGUCCGUUCAGAUUUCUAAUGUCAAGCAGCUAACUCCGCCCCCAAGGCUACAAUAUCUUUCGCGUCAAAUUUUUAUCUACAUAUGACGAUGUCCCUUUAAUAAGGCUGCAUUUUUGACUUCUUCUUCUAUCUUUUAGAUCAAAAAAGAUCAAAAUUAGUCCCGCGCGAUAAAACAUCGACGCGAAAAGGUACCUUCUCAGCGGGGGCGGAGUUAGCUGGUUGACAUUCAAAAUCUGAACAGACUAUAGCCCUCGCAUGUUGAGCAGGUGUCUCAGCGGGUGUACUCGUAUUGAACCCGUGUUUCCGAGGUUAUUUUAGUGAUAGUAGGAAGGAGUUUUGGGUUCCCGAAUAUUCGUGAGCGUUAAUUGUGCAUACACCAAUCUUGGGGGCUCGAAUCUUUGAAAAUUUGAAUCUUUGAAAACGAUUCUUGGGAAUAUUCACCUCUUUUUUGAAUCUCCAUCUUUUUUUCUUUCCUUCGUUUUUUUUCCUCUGUCGUUCUAUUGUGAGGAUGUCGUGUUUCGACCACAAAUGAACACCGUGUGAUUGUUUUCAACUAACUUUUUAUCAAAUAAUGCGUCUUUCUCGCAUAGACGGAGUCAAAGAUUCACUGCAGAACGGCUACCACAUUUUCAUUCACUCUGUAUACAUUCUCCAUCAAUUUCCGUUUCCAAAAAAAUUGAAAAAAAUAUAAAAAAUCAGAAAAGAAGUGAAUAUUCCCAAGAAUUUGUUUUCAAAGAUUCAAAUUUUCAAAGAUUCGAGCCUCCAAGAUUGGUGUAUGCACAAUUAACGCUCACGAAUAUUCGUGGACCCAAAAUUCCUUCCUACUCAGAUUUUAGUCUCAGUUGGGCUAAAACGGGGGAACAAAGGGUGUAAGAAAAAUAGGUAACCCAGCAGGGCUAAAGCGGGGUCUCAGUUGGGCUAAAAAUUGCCAAAAGUUCUAUCAGCUGGGCUUAUACGGGUUUAAUACGGGGGCAACCGCUGAGACCCCGUGUUAGUACGGCUGGGUUACCCUGCUCAGCAUUCGAGGCCGGUUCACGGCUGACUUGGGACAGCAAACGGGCGGUUUAAUUUUCGCGGCGAAGGUAGAUCAUAGCGACUAUCCAAGCUCCUUCCAUGAAAGCCCUAUUUUAUGGCUCAUUUGUUUCACUCUUAUAAUUCGCCGAUUUUAAGAAAAUUUUAAAACAAUGAGAUCAACGUAAACAAAAAAUAAAUUCAAUAGAAACGGAAAUAAAUCACUAAAUAAGGCUCUUAUUAAAGGCGCAUAUAGGGCCGCCCUGAGCUAUCAUCGCCGCGCAAGUUAAACCGUUUUGGCGUGUUCAUCGGAGAAACGGAAUAUGCUUCAAAACGAAAAAUCGUGUUCAUCGGCGCGCCAAAGUUGCUCCAAAACAGUACUAAUUUUUGUUUUGGAGCAAUUUUCUUGCGUUUUGAAGCAACUUUUGUUUUGUCCGAUGAACACGCCAUUAAACUGAUUCCCGUUUUUUUUUCUGCAAAAAAUACCGUAUACCGAAGGAGCUCAAAAUUGCAAACUUGGUUUCAAUUUCUUCGUUUUUCGUUGUCUUUCAUGGAAUUUUGUAGCAAAAGCACGCUAAGAGCCAGGGCUAGCCCCGGUCAGCAUAAAAUAAUUUUUAAAAAUAUUUUGCUGAAAUUUGCAGAUCCGCAAGAAGAAAAAAUUCCUCAUAACGGAAUUCAAGAACAACAGAACUGAGGUGUUCCCAGAUGUCGAAAAAUACAAUUAUUGGCGUGGAGAACACCUAAUCUGA